UGUGCCUUCAGUGGCCGCUCUGCUGGGAUAUCCGCUGCCCUCCCCCCGGCUGUUCUCUCUGGGUGUCUGCUGCACGACUGCGCUCAGCUGGCUGCUGCAGAGGUUUCCCCUCGGUCGGACUCACGGAGGAAUGGCAACACUUCAAUGGAUUAAAAACCUUGAUGACCUUUGCAGCCUGAAAGAACUUGUAUCCAAAGGUCCUGGGAUUGUAUGCAGUUCAGACACUUGAGCAUGUGGCCCGUGGGUGCCACAAUCCAGCUACUUCAAAGGAUUUUUUCUCCCAUGGCAUUUUAACAAAUUAUCAAAAGUAUCCAAAAAAAACUUUGGAUCACAAGUCCUUUAUUUCAAGGACAAUCAUAAAUGUGUCCUGCACAGGGAUGUUUUCUUUAAAAGCCUCCUUGGUUGUCUGUGUCCCUUUUUUCCCGAAUAAGUAACCCGACAAGAGACUCCCAUGAGCAACUCCGGAGGAGGAGACACGUUUACGUCAACAUGAGUAGUACUUUAGGCAAAGAAAAAGAUUCGAAAGAAAAGGACCCCAAAGGUGGUCCAGCGGGGAAAGAAAGGGAAAAGGAGGCCAAGGCUCUAGCCAGCUUAGUCAAAGAUGGUGGCAAAGAAACAAAGACCAAAGGGAAAGAUGCCAAAGAAGGAAAGAAGGACACCAGCAGCUCAACACCAGGUGUUGCCUUCUCUGUUGACAAUACAAUAAAGCGGCCAAACCCGGCACCAGGUACACGCAAGAAGUCCAGCAAUGCCGAGGUGAUCAAAGAGCUCAACAAGUGCCGAGAGGAAAACUCAAUGAGACUGGACUUAUCUAAACGGUCCAUUCACAUGCUGCCCACCUCGAUUAAGGAGUUGACGCAGCUGGCUGAACUCUACUUAUACAGCAACAAGCUGCAGAGUCUGCCAGCGGAGGUAGGUUGCCUAUCAGGCCUGGUCACUUUGGCCCUGAGCGAGAACUCCCUGACUAGUUUGCCUGACUCCCUGGACUCCCUUAAGAAGCUUCGAAUGCUCGACCUCCGGCACAACAAGCUGAGAGAGAUACCUGCUGUUGUCUACCGGCUGACGUCUCUGACCACGCUGUACCUGCGGUUCAACCGUAUCACAACAGUGGAGAAGGAAAUCCGAAACCUAUCCAAGCUCACUAUGCUCAGCAUUCGUGAGAACAAGAUUAAACAGCUGCCUGCAGAGAUAGGGGAGCUAUGCAACCUCAUAACUCUGGAUGUUGCCCAUAACCAGCUGGAACACCUACCGAAGGAGAUUGGGAAUUGCACACAGAUAACCAACCUUGACUUGCAGCACAAUGAGCUCCUGGACCUCCCAGAGACUAUAGGCAAUCUGGCUAGCAUAAAUCGCUUAGGUCUGAGAUACAACCGAUUGUCAGCCAUCCCCAGGUCACUAGCCAGAUGUCGAGAACUGGAGGAGCUAAACCUUGAAAACAACAACAUUUCAGUGUUGCCAGAGGGCCUACUGUCGAGUUUGGUCAACCUGACCAGUCUAACACUGGCAAGGAACUGCUUCCAGUCGUAUCCUGUGGGUGGACCAUCCCAGUUCUCCACCAUCUACUCCCUCAACAUGGAGCACAACCGCAUCAACAAGAUCCCCUUUGGUAUCUUCUCCAGGGCCAAAGUUUUAAGCAAGCUUAACAUGAAGGACAACCAGUUAACGUCUCUGCCACUGGACUUUGGCACAUGGACUAGCAUGGUCGAGCUUAACCUUGCCACCAAUCAGCUGACAAAGAUCCCAGAGGACGUCUGCGGUUUAGUCUCUCUGGAGGUGUUAAUAUUGUCAAAUAAUCUUCUCAAGAAGUUGCCACAUGGUAUUGGGAAUUUGAGAAAGCUACGGGAGCUCGACUUGGAGGAAAACAAGUUGGAAUGUCUACCUAAUGAAAUUGCUUAUCUUAAAGACUUACAGAAAUUGGUGCUGACAAAUAAUCAGCUGAGUACGUUACCCAGAGGCAUCGGCCACCUCACCAACCUGACUCACCUUGGUUUGGGGGAGAACCUGCUGCAGCACCUUCCAGAGGAGAUUGGUACACUGGAGAACUUGGAGGAACUGUACCUCAACGACAACCCCAACCUGCACAGCCUCCCGUUCGAGCUGGCCCUCUGCAGCAAGCUGUCCAUCAUGAGCAUCGAGAACUGUCCCCUCAGCCACCUGCCGCCCCAGAUUGUCGCGGGAGGCCCCUCCUUCAUCAUCCAGUUCCUCAAGAUGCAGGGACCAUACCGUGCCAUGGUCUGAGCCAAGAGCAGCUCUAUUCCAGUCCAACUUGACUCCAAAUCCUCCACUUGCUCUGCACUUUCUCGCUUGCCUGCCCCCCCCCCCACGUGUAUCAUACACUGUAAAGAAAACAGACUCGCCACAAUCAGUGUCAUGGGGCAAAUACAAGGAAGAGGAAGAAACAACGGAACUCCAGAGUUUAUCACAACCAUUUUGGACCCCAGCCACCCCCGCUCAUUUUUCAUUCUGAAUCAUACAAGAGGAAAAUGUUUCCAUCUCUUUGCCAAAACUGAAGAUAUAUAAAAUUAUAUAUAUUGAGUAACUGUGAGCUAAGUGGCAAGUCUUUUAACCAUAUAAACCGUGCUCCCAUUGCCAAUAUAUUUACAGUAAUUACAAGCAUCUAUUACGUGAGCAAGGAUACAAUUGUAUGCAAAAACAAACAAAAACAGUCUUUGGAACUUCACACUGCUGCUGCCGUAACUUUGUCAUUUUCUUUUGAUACUCCCUUUUUUUUUUUAUAUAUAUACAUCACCUUCACUCAAGAUAACUUAUGUUAAUUGCUUCUUGACCACAGAGAACAAAGGUCUAAUGAUGGUGUGUUUAUAAUUUAUUUCAUUAUAAUUUUUAUUAACCUUUUUUAAUGUUUUGUUUGUUUUUUAAACUGUGCCUAUGUUUAGAGUGAUCCAGCGGUUCAUUUCUAAACGCAAUUGUCCGUGAGAAUACAAAGAGAUAAAUUAUUUCAAUAAUCCUUCUUUUAUUACUGCCUUUUUCUUCUUUUUUUUUUUUUUUACUUUUGUUUUUUCCCUUUUUUUUUUUACUGUUCCUUUUGCUGUUGGAUUAAUCUGUUAAAGCAAGUGGUAUCAGUAAAAGUCAGGUGAUUUGAGAUCUUUUUAACAAAUAGCAGCAGUAGUUAAACAUUAAGCUGGAAAUGUAUAACAUAUGAGAAAUGCCAAUCAUACAUGCUUGGUGGGGGGGGCAAGUUAGGACUUUUCUCCAAAACGGGUGGUGCUGUGACCCCCGCCUGUGACAAAAAGGUAAAAAGUCAAACAUGCAUAGGUGAUGGGAUAAAUGAUGGGAGAUCUUGGGAGGCUUUAUAAAUGUAUACAAGUCCUGGUUGUUGCCUUGAGUGCAAUUUUUAGUUUUGUUUACUUAUUGGAGGUUAUCUUCAGUGUUGGGCUGCAUCGCUGUAGUUCAACUGAUCAUUGACCAACAUAUCAAGCGUUUUUAAAAACACAGUCUCUGGAGCAAGUGGUAAGUGCAGGGACAAGAGUUUGAUAAUAAAACAUUGACAGGUAACGCUUCCUUUUUUUGUUAAUAUCCUUACAUUAUCUGUAGUUUUUUUUUGUUUGUUUGUUUGUUUUACAAGGUCUCGUACGAAUCUUACUUACGUGGUGGAAAAUGUUCCCUUUAUUAGAUUUAUAAUGUAACUUUAUUUAGAAAAUAUCGUCUUUUGUCCCACACUGUCCCAGCUAUGCUGCUGCUCUUAUGCACUUUUUUAAAACACAUUCGGAAUCCUCUAUAUUAAGAAAAAAACAACACACAGUAGCCUCUCAUUGGUUAUUUCCAAUGGGGGCAUUUUGUCUCAUAAGUAUCAAGUAUUUUAUCUGUUUCACAAACGGUUUAUUGUGUAAAUUUCUAUCUGUUAAAUAUAAAUGUUGAGUUUAUUAGGCUCAGAAUAUACUAGUAACUUUCUUUGGGGAAGUUUUAUCCUGUCAAUCUCAAAAGGAACUUGCUCUGUUAAACUGUAAAAGGCUCUGAGUGGCUAUAAGAUGUUUUAAGAUUCCCACAUCCUGCUUUCUCAAUUGCAAGCGUAAAAUGGCUUAUUGCAGUUCAGAUCAGGAUUGUUUAUUUUAUAUCAAUUUACAUUGAGUGUUUUCUUUUUUCUAAAUGAUGAAAUGUGUUAGCAUUAUUUCAAGUGACUAUAUAUUAAAAAUCCCAACUAAAGGUAAUCACACCAAACUUUUUUUUUAAUUUUUACUUUUGAAAAUGUGUUGCAUCCCAGCCCUAUAUUCAAUCAUGAUUCUGUUUCUUAUUGAAAUGUGUGGGUCUGCUUUUUUGCAGCAGCUUGGUGUGUUUUAAGUGGGCUGUGGUUCGGGCUUCUACACAGGGAGGCCUGAGUGAUGAGCACCACUGUUCACCUCGGGGUGGGGCCGGGUCGGGGUAACGAUUUACCACUGCUUCUAAUUUACCAGCACAACCUGCUGCUGCUUUCUGAGGACUGAAACAAAUGCUGUUCAUGACAGGGGGGGGGCAGAGAGGGCAGGAGCCGGGAUGCGAUUCACUCCCAACACUGAUACAGACUUCACUCGAAAACCUGACGAGGGACAAAUCCACUGACCUUUUUGAUUUGGCGUCAGGCCCGGUGGUUUUCUCACAGAUCAAAUCGUUUGGACACAACGAUGAGACAACAUAACAAGGUGCAUAUUUGAGCUUAACGCAGUUACAGUACAAGACUGUCGGAAAAGACAAAAAAAAAUGUAAAAAGGGCUUUCUGUGUUCACGCUCAACACACCGGAGGCAUUGCAUUCCUGGUUUUAUAUAAAAGCUUUGGAAGUUUCUUUUUUUUGUGUGUGUAUUUACUUUUAGCUGUAACAAUUGUGUGAAAAAUGCCUUCAACGAGUACUCAAAUGUGAGAUGUGCAUUAGGUAUGCAGCGAGAGUGCUGUGACCCAUUUUUACAUUCAGUCUCUGUUUUUACUUUUUUCAUGUGCCAUUUUGCAACGUUGAGAAUGCCAGUGUAUGAAGACAAAGAGGAUGAUGGGAGGCGGGGCAGGAACUGAACUGGGCUGAUGGACCGGAGAGCAUUUAUCAGAUCCUGGAAUGUAGUUUUAAUGUGCUGUGGAGGAGAUGGAGAUCACCGACUGGGCCUGUCAGUUAAAGGUGUGACUCAUUGGAUUAAAAUGACGACGAUGUAUUGCGUACUGGUGCAUUCAAAAUAAUUGGAGUAUAGCUGGCAUUUAUUUUUCUAUUGUCUAUGAUUUUAGGCCAUGGAGAGCAUCGCAGAAUCAAGAGUCAUUUCGCUUGUUUUUCUUUUCUGGAUCACACAAUUUGUCUUUUUUCUUGCCUGGUUAUUUUGUACAGGAAACAAGCAUGUUGAACACAUAUUUGACAUGAUUUCUGGGUCAGAAUCAGGCGUUUUUGCAUAGAGGACUUUGAUUUAGUGGCUAUUUGGUGUAUCUGCAAAUGCUCCCUUUUUGUAUAUUGCAAAGGGUAUCGAAGCAUUGUGUGGCAAUGCUUAUCCUACUUAAUCUACAUUGACAAGCAGCCUUAAUGGUCUUUUUUUAUGUGUUUGUUUGGCUAUUCCUUGUGUCUAUGGCCACUGACUGUACUUGAUGAAAAGCAACUGGUCGUUACAGUGUAAAUUUGGGUCUAGUUUAUUUGUCUUAUUUUUCCUUUUACUCUGUACAGUAAUCUGACGUUACGGUAGUCUCAGUAUUACAAAAUUUGUAAUGUGAUGAGAGUUUUACAAAAAGACAAGAGUGCAAUGGAAGAUAAUGCCAUUAUGCUACCAAGUGGAUGUGCAUUAGCUUGCAUCUCACUUGUCUUUGGCAUUAAAUGGGAAUUCCACCAAAACGGACUUGACUUGCAUUUUUAUUCUGCAGAGGCGGAGCUUUUCCAGCUGAAACUACCAAGAUGUUUGUGUUUUUGAAAAUUUAUGUGGGAUCUACUUUUAUUAGGCUGAGAUUGUUGAAAAUUGAAUAGACUUUUUUUUUUUAAACCACAUCUAUUUCAAGAUUCUGCAGUUUCACACAGGAAGGAAAAAUACUUUGUUUUCAGAAAAGGCACAAACACGACUUGCACUUUGUAGAUAGUUCAGGUUGAUGUUGAAGGAUUAAACAGUCAAAUUUGGUGGAACGGCCCUUUUAAUGAAAACCUGAAACCCUGACCCCCCACCCCGCUCUAGUUUCUCCAAACAUUUACUUGACUGCCUUAUGCGCACCAAGCAAAACCUUUAUGACCGUUUGAUUUAAUCAACAAAGACAGAUAAUCACUUUUCUUUUCUUUCGUUAAUGUCAGUAAAGGGAUUUGUGUCCACGGAUUGAACCGAUGUAGAAAGCAAAGGUUUUGGGUCAGUUGUCUGACUGAAUGAGCAGAUGCAGACAUGACUACCUCUAUGUGAGUCUUCAUUGCUAACCACAGUGACCAAGAUCCAGUCUGAGGUGUUUCCACCUGUGUACAUAUAAAGCCGCGUGUUUGCAGGAGGAACUUGGAUUUGGACCAGCAAUUUAGCACCAAUUAGUUAUAGUAAGCAUCUUUCUGUUGUUUUACUUUUGGUUAUAUGCCUUUACUAAGUAUUAUUUGGCAAGUGGAAAAGAGGAAAAAUACAUUGAUCUGUGUGCUUUGUUGUAAAUGACGAACUUAAUGAAUGCCGGCCCCGUUAUAAGACAGUUAUCCUGAAGCCAACAAGUUGCAAAGUGCUACUUUGCAAAUGAGUGAAAAUGACCAUGUUUGGUGAUGUUCUGUAUGUACAUACAUCUUUUUAACUGUAAUAAACCGAUAAAUAUUUACAAAUUUA
Molecule: messenger RNA, 6732 nt
Organism: Micropterus salmoides (largemouth bass)
Lineage: Eukaryota; Metazoa; Chordata; Actinopteri; Centrarchiformes; Centrarchidae
Gene: shoc2
Product: SHOC2 leucine rich repeat scaffold protein
Exons: 9
Coding region: 490-2238 (582 amino acids)
Molecular function (GO): protein binding
Source: RefSeq, a predicted model, not a curated record